This is a messenger RNA of Cladophialophora yegresii CBS 114405, 432 nucleotides long. RefSeq names its product DNA-directed RNA polymerase I, II, and III subunit RPABC3. NCBI's taxonomy places the organism in Eukaryota, Fungi, Ascomycota, Eurotiomycetes, Chaetothyriales, Herpotrichiellaceae. Bases 1 to 432 code for a protein of 143 amino acids. Gene Ontology annotation, biological process: DNA-templated transcription. The transcript has 2 exons. The record is from RefSeq and is a predicted model, not a curated record. Gene Ontology annotation, cellular component: RNA polymerase I complex; RNA polymerase II, core complex; RNA polymerase III complex. Gene Ontology annotation, molecular function: DNA-directed RNA polymerase activity.
AUGUCCGAAAACAUACUCUUCGAAAACAGCUUCAAAAUCACAGACAUCAAUAGCGCAAAAUAUGACAGAGUCUCCCGCAUCAAGGCCUACAGCGAAGGCUCCCAGGAUAUUCUUCUUACUCUCGAUGUCAACACCGAACUCUACCCUCUGAACGUCGACGACCGCAUGACAGUCGCGUUGGCUGUUUCUCUGAACCUCGACGGAAGCAAAGACGACGGAAAAGGGUGGAGAGAAGUGGGCAGAGGCGAGCAGACCUUGGCCGACGAGUUUGACUAUGUCUGCCAUGGAAAGAUCUACAGGUUCGAAGAAGGCAGCGGAGACAAUAUCAAGGUUUACGUCUCCUUCGGCGGCCUACUUCUGUAUAUGGACGGUCCCUACACCCUUCUCAACGCGCUGAGGAUUGACCAUGUCUAUCUCCUCAUGAAGAAAUAA